GACAUUUUGGCGUCGUGGGCGUCGUGUAAGCAAUGCAAGAUUAUUUGUAUGCAUCAGUCUUAAACUUUUUUUAAUGUUUAUUUAUAACUUGUUAAUAACCGCAACGAUUUUUAAAAAAUACUCCAACCAUGGCUGAGUAUCUCGCGUCAAUUUUCGGUACCGAAAAAGAUAAAGUUAAUUGCUCCUUCUACUUCAAAAUCGGAGCCUGUCGUCACGGUGAUAGGUGUUCACGAAUUCAUAACAAACCAACAUUCAGUCAGACAUGUUUGCUGCAAAAUCUUUAUGUUAAUCCACAAAAUUCUGCAAAAAGUGCAGAUGGCUCACAUCUGGUUGCCAAUGUAAGUGAUGAAGAAAUGCAAGAGCAUUAUGAUAAUUUUUUUGAGGAUGUAUUUGUUGAGUGCGAGGAUAAGUAUGGUGAAAUUGAAGAAAUGAACGUGUGCGAUAAUUUGGGUGAUCAUUUGGUUGGGAAUGUUUAUAUUAAAUUUCGUCGUGAAGAGGAUGCUGAAAAGGCUGUUAGCAAUUUAAAUAACCGCUGGUUUGGAGGCAGACCUGUUUACGCUGAGUUGUCACCAGUUACCGAUUUUCGGGAGGCAUGUUGCCGUCAAUAUGAAAUGGGUGAAUGUACUAGAUCAGGAUUUUGCAACUUCAUGCACCUGAAACCCAUUUCUCGAGAACUGAGACGAUACUUAUAUAGUCGUAGGAAGGGCGGCAAAGGACGGUCGCGAUCGCGCUCAAAAUCGCGGGGUCGGGACCGAAAACGGAGGUCACGAUCGCGUGAGCGACGAUCACGAUCGAAAGAAAGGCGCAAGGGGGGUAGAGAUGAUAAAGGGAGAGACGGACGAUCUGGAAGGUAUUGAGCUAAAUAGAUGUGUUAUUAUUUUUUUUUUCAUUUAUUGUUUUCAGUAUGUAUAGAUACAUAGAUUUAUAUUCGAAAGUAAUAAAGUAUACCUUUUUUGUGAUGAAUUAUAUUUUAAUUAUUGUAAUACUUGACAAUUGAACUAAUAAAAAUGUAUAAAAUAGA
This is a messenger RNA of Microplitis demolitor, 1021 nucleotides long. Its product is annotated as splicing factor U2af 38 kDa subunit. Gene Ontology annotation, cellular component: U2AF complex; spliceosomal complex. Lineage: Eukaryota; Metazoa; Arthropoda; Insecta; Hymenoptera; Braconidae. The coding region runs from base 129 to 857 and encodes 242 amino acids. Gene Ontology annotation, molecular function: pre-mRNA 3'-splice site binding; metal ion binding. Gene Ontology annotation, biological process: mRNA splicing, via spliceosome. The transcript is spliced from 5 exons. The record is from RefSeq and is a predicted model, not a curated record.